Messenger RNA from Hansenula ciferrii, 7128 nucleotides. RefSeq names its product Tao3p (gene TAO3). Gene Ontology annotation, biological process: cell morphogenesis. Gene Ontology annotation, cellular component: cell cortex; site of polarized growth. Lineage: Eukaryota; Fungi; Ascomycota; Saccharomycetes; Phaffomycetales; Wickerhamomycetaceae. The transcript has a single exon. The record is from RefSeq and is a predicted model, not a curated record. The coding region runs from base 1 to 7128 and encodes 2375 amino acids.
AUGGGAUCUAACUUUGAAAUCGAUCUGGAUCGGGCAUUGAUACCUGAUUAUGAACCAAAAAUAAUAUCAGAUCAAGGAGAAUCACAACAAUACCAACAACAACAAUUUAAUGAUGAUGAAUUUCAAUUUGAUAAUUACCAGGCUUCACAUGAGAUAGAUGAGUCUCCAUUUUUGAUUCAAAAUCCUCAAUUUGGUCAAAUCAAUUCAAAUUCAACACAUGCUAUUUCAAAUACAGUAACUACAAAUACUACAACUGCAAAUCAAAAUGAUGGUACUCUCAAUACAGAUAAUAAUACCACACUAAUUCAAUCAUCAGCACCAGCAACUCCUCCAAAGCAACAAUUACCUAGAGAAACUAUUCAACAACGUAGACUUACCUCAAAUAAUACUACAAUUGAUGAAAUCAACACUAUAAGGAAAAGUUUAGCUACAGAUUCUAAAACUCCAACUGAAUAUACCUUACACAUCUUGUUCACACAAUUUGUUAGACAUGCUGAAAGGAAACUAAACGUUUGUCUUACAUAUCCAUUAAACACUGAACCACCAAUCAUGGAUCUAUUAGCUGAAGGUAUUGAUCCAAAUUUUGAUAAAAUUAUUGCUUCAUUAGGUUAUAUCUCCAAGAAUAACCCUAAACCAGUUAUUGAUUCAGUUAUGUUUUGGAGGAAAUCAAAAUCAGAAGUCGCGGCAAUGGCUGCAGAUGCUGCAGAAAAAUCAUUAAUUCAAUUAAAAGAACAUAAAGAAUCAAGUAAUUUUAGAAAACAUACUCAUAGUUCAAGUUCUGUUAGUAAAUUCUCUCACAAGAGAAAUAAUUCUUCAAAAUCAACUGUUAACGUUAUAGAUUCAAGACUAGGUUACUUGGAGCAACAGGUGCAACAAUCUCGUGAUACUGCUAUUCAAGGUGAUAGAAAAUCAUUAAUUAGUAUUUAUAUCUUAUGUCGAGUUUUAAUUGAAGUUGUUAAACAAUUAAAUCCAUCAGCCACGGGUGAUGAUUUAGGUGAUAAAUUAGAAGAAAUUGUGUUUACUCAGUUGAGAAGUACUGAUCCAAUUCUAAUUUCUUCCUCAAUUAUCAGAUCUGCUAAUUGGAAUUUAUUUGCUGAAUUAUUAGGUUAUAUGUCAGAUAAAAGAUUUCUAAGUGUUAGUGAUCGUUUCAUUGCAGAUUUAGAAAAAAUACCAGCCGUGGUCCCCAAGGAAAUCGAACCCUCAAUUCAUUUAUUAAUUCAUGGUAUGAGAUAUUUAAAAUUGAAGAAUUAUCCAUUAGAAGAUUUUGAAGAAAGUGCAGAUUUUAUUCAAUCAAUUGCCAAAUUUUUCAGUAUUACUAAGAGUCAUUCCAUAAAAAUUGCAUAUUCACAAGUUUUAACACAUAUCUUAUUACCUUUAGCUGAUACUUUAACUGCUGAAGUAAAUCAUCCAACUUGGUCAGAGGCAAUCAAUACAAUUUAUAAAACUUGUGAAACUAUUGAAUUAAACCCUAAAAGCUGGUUGACAAAUUUAACUCUAAUUACAUCAGUAUUAUGUGUUGCACCAAGUGAAUUAUUUUUAUCUCAAUGGUAUGAUCUUGUUGAAUCAAAUAUUAGAAAUUUAAAAUCUAAACACGCAACUUUAGAAGAGAAAAUCAUAAUUGUAACAUGUAUUUCAAGGUUAAUUUGGGUUUAUAUUUUUAGAUGUACUGAAACUUUAAAUAACACUACUAGGAAAAUUGAAACAAUUUUUAAAAAUAUGUUUUUGGGUAAAAAUAAACAAACUUGGAUGAUAUCUGAUGCUUCUUUGAUUUUACCAUGUGUUCAAAUGUUUAGAGCUAUUGGAUUUGCAGGCUAUAAUCAAACGGUGGAAAAUUUCAUAAUCCCAUUAAUUAAAGCUACUUUCAAUGGCCAUAGUUUGGAUAGUAUACAACAUGAAAGAGUUAUAUUAGCAAUCAAGGCAUAUACAUCAAUGCUUGGUGAUAAAGAAAGACCAGCAUUCCCGGAAGAUACAGAUAUUGUCUCACAUCCUGAUGUUGAUAUAGAUAUCAAAUCAAGUAAUCAUGAUGAGAUUGGUAAAUAUGUUGAUGCUUUGUUAAUUUUGUUGGAUUCAUCUGUCGGUGCAUCUAUUGAACAACAAAAUGAUCAACAACAACAACAACAACCAAGUACUCCAUUUUAUUAUAGUGCUAAAUCCCCCUUUAGCAGUUUUAGAUUCGGUUCAGAUAUGUCAAUACAAUUGAGUAAAAGUUUACAUUCAGAAUUAUUUGCUGUUGUUUUAGAAUGUGUUCCUUGGUGUGCACCAGGUCCUUCAAGGAAAAUUAUUGAAUUACUUUGCAGGAACUCAUUACAUAGUGAUUUUAGAGUUUCAAGUGCUGCUUCAAAUUCAUUGAAAAUAAUGGCAUCAAGAAAAAAUCCUAAUGGUUUAAUUACAAGUUUUGCGAAAUUUGCAUUUAAUUUCACUGAAAGAUCAGGUUAUUCACAAAGCUAUAUCAUUUCGAAAGAAUUAUUAAGGUUGUAUUUAGAUCUAUUAGAAUGUUGGUUGAAAUCAUUACAAAGUAAAAAUGAAGAUGAAGAAGGUUUAAAUGAUGAAAAUUCUGAUAAUAAAAUUGUUGAUGAAUUACAAUGGAAAAAUACUAUAACUGUUAUUGAAGAAGUUGAAGGUCAUGGAUUAUUUUUCCUCUCAUCACAGGAUUUUGAAAUCAGAAAAUUAGGUUUAAAUAUCUUGAGAAUUACUGAAAACUUUGAUCAAGCUCUUUAUGAUCAAACUCAAACAAGAGCUAAGCAACCAACAAAAGGAAAUCAUAAUAGAUCUAACUCAAAAUUUGCAGCUGAUAUAGGUACAAGAGUUAUAUUCAUCUUACAAACCACGGAUUUUUUCAAAUUGAUAGGGUCACAUAAACAAUAUUUAAGUGUUGCUGAACGUUCAAGAUUAUCAAAAUUAAGUCAAAAACAAAGAAGAGAUGUAUUAUUAAGACUUGCAGAAUCUGAUUAUGGUAUUGAUUCCGCAUUAUGGUUUAGAGUUUUCCCUAAGUUAUUGAGUAUAUGUUUUGAAAGAUGUCCAAUGACAAUGGCAUUAACAAGAUCAAUUGUCUGUACAAGAUUAGUUCAAAUUCAUGAAUCAAUCUUAAACAUCUCUGAAACUCCAAGAUCAAAUCAAAAAUCUAAUUAUGGUCCACCUGAAGUUUUAAUUGAACAAUGGAAGUUAUAUCUGAUUGUUGCUUGUACAUCGUUAACUUCAACUAGUGAACAAAGACUUCAUAUCCCAGCUAAUUAUUCCCAUGGUAAAAAAAAAUUACAACAAUUACUUACUAUUCAACAUAGUACAAUUACAAGUGCAAGAAGUGUUUUCAAACUUACGUUAAAUUUACUUAAUGGGUAUAACCAAGCUGUUAGAGAUGCUAUUAUCACAGGUUUGAGUUGUAUGAAUAUAAACAUUUUCAGAACGUUUAUUGAAUGUGUUGAACCAAUAUUUACUCAAUGGGAACAAGAAUUAGGUAAACAAGUUCAUUCAAAAGAUAGCAGAUUAAGAGUUGAAGUUACACAUGUUCUGAAUAUAGUUUCCAGAUUCAUUGAAGAGGAAAGUAUUUCACAAGAUGAAUGGAUUGUUGAUAAACUUGUUGGGUUCAUAAAAGUUAUUAAAUCAUUCUUAUCUCAAUACGAAGUGCAACAUAGUUUUGAAUUUCAAAAAUUACGUCGUUAUUUCUGUGGGUUAUUAGAAAAUGUUUAUAAUGGUAUACAAAAAAAUGGUGAUGCAUCAAAAUGGCUACCAUUUGAAGCUAGAGUUGCAUGUUUUACAUAUCUGGAAGAAUGGUGUGGGUAUGGUAAAUAUUCAUCGAUUGCUAAACAAAGAUAUGCACAAAUGACAAAACAUGUUACAAACUCUCAAGAAUUAGCAGCUUUGAAUUCUGCUAUUGAAUUUGAAAGACAAAUUUUAAGUAUUGCAGCUACAAAUUCCAUGGUUGCCUUGUUGAAUGGUAAAAUUCAUGAAUUGAGAGGUCAAACAAUGUUAAAAUUUGAUCUUCCUGGUUUAUUAUCUUGGAUUGAUUUAUUAUUUGGCUCGCCAAAUGAAAGAAUUUCUUCAUUAGCUAAAAAGGCAUUGAGAAGCCUUUUUAAAUUCAAUUCUCCUGAUCCUGAACUUUAUCGUGAAGUUAUGAAAAAAUGUGUUUUUGAUCAAAUUUUACCAACAAUUGAAAAUUAUUAUGUUGUAUUGGUUGAAGCAUUAUUAGAAAAUGAAUCAUACCCAAUUAAAAAUCAUGAAGUUUUAUUGCUGGGUCUUUAUGGAUGCUCUUCGAAUAGUUUUGAAAUUCGCUCCACUGCUAUCAAAUUACUCAUCAAUGCUGAAAAAAAAUUGUUUGGCUCAGAUGUUGUCAAUGCAUUCAGUGAAAGAGUCAUGAAUAAUAAUAAAACUAUUUAUAAAAGAGCUGCAUUAGAUGUAUCUACAUAUUUUGCUUCAUCACAUCCAGAACAAAAUAUCUUUUUAAUCUCUGAAUUAACAAUGUAUUUUCAACUAAUUAAUUCUGAAGCAAGAAGAGAUCUUUUGGCCAUUUUGAUGCCUUGGUUACAAACAGUGGAAUUGAAAAUCACAGAUGAUGGUAUUGAUAUUGAAUCUUAUAUGGUUUUAAGUAAUUUGUUUGAAAUCACUAUCAAAUUUUCAGAUGCAAUGCCAACUGAAAUUGAAGCAUUAUGGAUCUCACUAGGUAACGGUGCUAAUCUUGCAAAUAUAGAUUCAAUUUUGAAAUUUUCAAUCAAGGCUACAUUACUUAAAAGAAAUCCACUUUUCGUUGAAUUUGCAAGUAAAGUACUUGUUUAUUUAUCAGCUUCUAGUUUAAAGCUCACAGAUACUCUGGUUUCGUAUAUUGAACCUAAAGCUAUGGUUCCACCUCAACUUUCAAAUGGUGAAUUACCAACAAAUGAAAUUGGUUUACCUUAUAUUGCAAACAUUUGGAAAACUCUAAAUUAUACAGGUAAAGAUUCAGUUUUUUCAUUAGGUCAACUUUCAUUAAUAUAUUUGGCAGAUUUAAUUGUUGUUCCAAAAGAUACAUUAACUGCCAAAAUUCCAUUGUUAUUACAUACAUCAUUUGUAUUAUUAGAUCAUUAUUUACCAAUUGUUCAAGAGUCUGCUGCAAAGAUGAUUAUCUAUGUAUUGGGGACAGUUGGUCCACAUCCAAAACUUGAAGAGACCAAGGACAUUAUUAGAAGAAAUCACAAAUCACUUUGGAUUUAUGACGAUUUAAAUCAUGACAAGAAUGGUGCGCGUUCUCCAAAAGAUAUGGAUCUGCUGGUCAGAAAUAUUUUGGAGAUUUUUAAUGCUUCAGCUCCUAAUUUACAACAAGAUUGGGGUAGGGUUGCAUUAUCAUGGGCUACAACUUGUGCUGUUAGACAUAUUGCUUGUCGUUCAUUCCAAGUUUUCCGUUCUUUGUUAUCAUUCUUAGAUCAAUCAAUGUUAAAAGAUAUGUUACAUCGUUUAUCAAAUACAAUUUCUGAUGAGACUCAUGAUAUACAAGGUUUUGCUAUGCAAAUUUUGAUGACUUUAAAUGCUAUUGUUUCGGAAUUAGAUGCUGAAAAACUGAUUGAUUAUCCCCAAAUCUUUUGGGUUACUGUUGCUUCAUUAAACACAAUUAAUGAACAUGAAUAUGUUGAAUUAUUAUCUGUUUUGAACAAAUUUUUAUCCAAGAUUGAUUUAGAUUCUGAAGAUACAGUGGCAUGUUUAUUUUCUACAUUCCCACCAAAUUGGGAAGGUAAAUUUGAAGGUUUACAACAAAUUAUAAUGAUUGGAUUAAGAUCAUCAGUUUCAUUAGAAGCAUCACUUCAACUAUUAGAUAAAUUGAAUAAAUUAAGUGAUAGUGAAAUCAUUGCUGGUGAAUCAAGAUUACUAUUUGCCCUAUUAACUAAUAUUCCGAGAUAUUCAAAUGCUUUGGAAAAAGGUGAUAUAACUCCACAAAUUCAAGAAUCUACAAAUACUUUAAGAGAAAUGGCAAUGAAGAAUAAUCAACCAAAUUUAGCAAGAAUUAUUGAUUCAUUAUCAAAAAAUAGAUUUAGAACUAAAAGUGAUUUCUUAAGUCAAACUGUUAAUUUCAUUGCAGAAAAUUAUCUUGCUGAAUAUAGUGGUCAAACUGUAAUUUUCCUUUUGGGAUUAUUAUCAAAUAAGACAGAAUGGGUUAAGAUUGAAACCAUGAAAUUAUUGAAAUUAUUAUUCCCAAAAAUCAAUUUAGCAGAACCUCAAUUUCAAGGUUGCGGUGCUGACUUAAUUUCACCAUUAUUAAGAUUAUUACUCACACCUUAUGCACAACAAGCAUUGGAAGUUCUUGAUGAAACAACAAGUAUUUCUGGUAGUAAAUUAGAUAAAGAUAUCUUAAGAAUGAGUUUAGGUAAUAAGACUAUAAGGAAAGAUUAUGAAAAAACUGCAACAUUAUUUGGUAUUCCAGAGGAAAGUGGUUGGUCAAUUCCAAUGCCAGCAGUUACAGCAGCAACAACAAGAAAUAAUGUUCAUGCAGUUUUCACAACAUGUAGAACAGUUGUUGAAUCUGAAAUUCCAGAGGAAGAAGUUGAACAACAAGAACAAAUCAAAUUUCAUAGAGAAGAUUAUAACUAUGGUCAAUCGAAUAAUGAAGCACAAGAUGCUGCUUCCAUUACUGAGGAAAAUGAUGGUUCAUUAAGUCAUAUGUGGGCAGAAUUAGAUAAUUUAGAUUCUUUCUUCACAAAAGAUGCUGAAAAUUCUUCAAAUUUUUCAGAUAAUACAAAUGGUGCAGGUCAUCAUUUCCGUUCUACAUCAAUUGAUACAAGAUUUAGUACAACUGAUCAAUUAGCACCAUUUGAAUCAGCACCACAAGUUUAUGAUAAAAAAGUUUCUGUUAUUUUGAAUAGAAGUUUAGCAAGAACUCAAUCUAAUACAUCUUUUAAAACUUCAUUAGCUGAUUCAUUCGGGAAUAGUCCAAUGAGUGAUACAAGACAUUUAAGUGGUAUAUCAUCUCGUGAAGCUUUUUUAAGAUCAAGAGGUGAAUUAGUUAGUUCAUCGGAAAAUAGUGGUUCAUCAACUCCAACAUCACCAACUUUUCCUAAAGAGGAUUCAUUUAGAUUUGAAGGAUUAUUAGCACAACCUGCACAACCAAAACCAAGAAAAAGAUUAAGUAGGUUUUCACAACCAGAUUAUAUCAUGAAGAUGAGAUGA